AUGGAGCAUUCGUCUCCCCUAGCUGCGAUGCAGCCUCCCUCCGUGCUCUUUGGGCACUGCUUUCGUUCGGACGCAUCAUCUUCCUGUGGGUCGUUUGGGGGAAUGAACAACUUUGGUCCCAAUAGCUUCAAUUUCAAAGACCUGUCCAUGAAGAAGUCGCAUUCGGACUACUUUUCCGUAAAGCCCAUUUCUGGCUCGUCUCCGGCAGCCAGUUUGGCGGCGGACCUGUCUCAGAACUUCCAUAUCGAUAAGAGUCCUACAGAAGAGACGAUGACGACUCCGCCAUUGCCCUCGUCAUCCCCCGCUGGAUCGAUGGACAUGAUGGACAUGUCUCCUCUUCCUCACAAGGUCCCCUUUAACCUAUCAACGGAUGUUCAGUCUCCCAGCCGGGAACCUUCGUCAGCAGACUCCUCCGGGCCCAGUCCCCUGCAAGAGUCUCCGAUGGAAGAUACUGAGCCGAAUACCCCGCAGGAACGAAAACGCCAUAACGUGCUUCGUCCCUCGUUGGCACGGACCAAGGCCCAUUCGGCCCAGUUGGGUAUUCCUAGGCCUGCCCCGGAAAGUCAGUCGCCGCCAUUCAAAUUCGGAAAUGGCAGUAGCAACCUAUCUACGUCCAUGUCCCUGGAAGAUAUGUUCGAUGAGUCUCCGCAACAGGACAGAGUGAUUGGGAAAAACGGUUCUGGCAACUUGCUGGGCCCUCGCCUGAAACCACCAUUUGGAGGUCGUGGCAGUGGUUCCCCGGGUCCUGGUCCCAUCCGGAAGAGUUCCAACCCUUUUAUGCGACCUCGCAAGCAGUGCCGGAGGUCUCUCAGUAUGUUUGAACACCCGGACGAUGUGGUGCGUCAGAAGGAGUCGAACUCCGCGUCAGAACCGAGCUUGCAGUCGAUUAUCGAUGUCGAGCCGACAUACGAGCUGCAGCUGCCGCACUUUAUCCCGGAGGACCAGCCUGAUAGCCUACCUCGGAUCGAAAAGAGUAUCUUGGUCGAUAUCUUGGACGGCAAGUACAACGAUCGUUUUCAAAACAUUAUGAUCAUUGACUGCCGCUUCGAGUACGAGUACGAAGGUGGGCACAUCAACGGGGCCGUCAACUACAAUGACAAAGAGGCUCUCGCCGAAGAGCUGUUCAGAAACCCGAAGCCUGGCACAGUUCUGAUCUUUCACUGCGAGUAUUCCGCCCAUCGGGCUCCCAUCAUGGCGUCUUUCAUCCGCCACAAAGAUCGUGCGUUCAAUGUUGAUCAGUAUCCAAAAUUGACUUUUCCGGAAAUGUACAUCCUGGACGGCGGGUACAGUGCAUUUUAUGCGGAGUACAGGUCUCUGUGCUUCCCCCAGAAUUAUGUGGAAAUGACAUCCAAGGAACACGAAUAUGCAUGCGAGCGAGGGCUUGGAAAAGUCAAACAGCGAUCGAAGUUCAUCCGAGCGCAGACCUUUGCCUUUGGGGAGCGGUCGCCUGAGAUGGAGGACAGCCCGACUGGCCGGUGUCGAAACAAUGACCGCAGUCGCAGCCUUGAAUGUCCCUUUGGAGAGGGGUCAGAAUCAGGUCGCCUUGGCCGCCGCAUGCUCUCCUACUAG
Messenger RNA from Rasamsonia emersonii CBS 393.64, 1569 nucleotides. RefSeq names its product Protein-tyrosine-phosphatase. Gene Ontology annotation, biological process: positive regulation of G2/M transition of mitotic cell cycle; protein dephosphorylation; G2/M transition of mitotic cell cycle. The record is from RefSeq and is a predicted model, not a curated record. The transcript is spliced from 3 exons. Gene Ontology annotation, cellular component: nucleus; cytoplasm. Gene Ontology annotation, molecular function: protein tyrosine phosphatase activity. Lineage: Eukaryota; Fungi; Ascomycota; Eurotiomycetes; Eurotiales; Trichocomaceae. Bases 1 to 1569 code for a protein of 522 amino acids.